Condylura cristata (star-nosed mole) is the source of this 903-nucleotide messenger RNA. It is a transcript of the gene GPX8, whose product is annotated as glutathione peroxidase 8 (putative). Gene Ontology annotation, biological process: response to oxidative stress. NCBI's taxonomy places the organism in Eukaryota, Metazoa, Chordata, Mammalia, Eulipotyphla, Talpidae. The transcript has 3 exons. The record is from RefSeq and is a predicted model, not a curated record. Gene Ontology annotation, molecular function: glutathione peroxidase activity. Bases 1 to 630 code for a protein of 209 amino acids.
AUGGAGCCUCUUACAGCUCACCCUUUAAGAUGUUCAGGGCCCAAAGCAAAGGUAUUUGCAGUUUUGCUGUCUAUGGUUCUCUGCACAGUAAUGUUAUUUCUUUUACAAUUAAAAUUCCUGAAACCUAAAAUCAACAGCUUUUAUGCCUUUGAAGUGAAAGAUGCAAAAGGAAGACCGGUUUCUCUGGAAAAGUUCAAAGGCAGAGUUUCACUAGUUGUAAACGUGGCUAGUGACUGCCAACUCACAGACAGAAAUUACUUAGCACUCCAGGAACUGCACAAAGAGUUUGGACCGUUCCACUUCAGCGUCUUGGCUUUUCCAUGCAAUCAGUUUGGAGACUCGGAGCCCCGCCCAAGCAAGGAAGUAGAAUCUUUUGCAAGAAAUAACUUCGGAGUAACAUUCCCCAUCUUCCACAAGAUUAAGAUUCUAGGAUCUGAAGCAGAACCUGCCUUUAGAUUUCUUGUUGAUUCUUCAAAAAAGGAGCCAAGAUGGAAUUUUUGGAAGUAUUUGGUCAACCCUGAGGGUCAAGUUGUGAAGUCCUGGAGGCCAGAGGAGUCCAUUGAAGUCAUCAGGCCUGAGAUAGCAGCUCUGGUUAGACAAAUGAUCAUAAAAAAGAAAGAGGAUCUAUGAGAAUGUCCUUGAGUCAUUCUAAUGUGGCUCUAUUUUUAUAAUCCUCUAUUUUUCAGAAUAGAGAAAUGUCUCCAUGAAGGUAUGGCCCCAUUUUAAACAUUCUGACAAUUAAAGGAUGAUUUUGUUGUUGUUGUUGUUAUCUUUCUACUAGUGUAAUGAUGACCCCAGGAUAGAGAUGGGGUUAGCAGAGAUAAAAGAUAGUCACAAAAACAAAAUGAAAUACAUGGGGUCCUCCCUGGUGACACAGCAGGUUAAAGUACAGCACUGUGAAGC